Messenger RNA from Malus domestica (apple), 282 nucleotides. The record is from RefSeq and is a predicted model, not a curated record. NCBI's taxonomy places the organism in Eukaryota, Viridiplantae, Streptophyta, Magnoliopsida, Rosales, Rosaceae.
AUGGAAGUCAUUCGAAUGCUGCUUGAAAAUGGUGUGGAUAUGGAUGCUAAAGAUGAGGAUGGAUACACCGCGUUGCACUGUGCAGCGGAGUCGAUACAUGAUGAUGUGAUUGAGAUGUUGGUAAAGAAAGGAGCUGAUGCUGAAGCUCGAACUAACAAAGAUGUAACUACACUGCAGAUUGCUGAGUCUUUGCACUACGUUGGGAUUACUAGGAUACUUAUUCAUAAAGGUGCAACAAAAGACAAUAGUAGUACGGAUAAAUUGGAGGAUUCAAAACUUUAA